GGUAUAAUAAAAAUACAUUUGUGCCACUUAAUUGGUUACUUCGUAGCUGGUGUCUGUUGCUGUUGCUGCUGCUGGCGCUGUCUCUGGUGCUUGGGUCUUAACUGUUGGCUGGUUGCUCCUCAACAAGUUGCCAAAUUUGGCAAUGGGAGCGCAACAGCGGCAGCAACCAAGAGAUAGAUGCCUGCUGCCCACUUACUUUUGUGCCCAAAGUGUGUCGUCGUCGUAGAGGUAAUAAUGAAGUUAACAGUCAGAUGAUCUCCCCCGAAGAUGAUUCUAAACCGAAACUAAACACUGCCUCGAGGAAUGAACAUGCCAGGGGUUUCUCUUGGUAUCCCCACCAUAUGAUCUGUGUGGAUUUCUGGCAGUGCACAUAAGGUAUCUAGCCAUUCACUUAGCAUACUCCUCCGCAGCAUCCCAGCAUCUGAGCAGCCGCAGCCACAGCCGAAGCAGUUGACGCUGUUGCUCUUUGCUGUCUCUGGCAUUUGCAUUUGUGUGUGGGUUGUGGAGUGGUGUGGGCUCGACGAUUGACUAUAAUUGUGUGUAUAUCUGUGUGGCAUGUCGUAUGUUGUCGCAUAAUAUCUUUAAUUUAGUUCAUUUUCAGACCCAUUUCCGUGCCCUGGCUCCAGUCAGCUUUCUUUUUGUUCAAUAUUUUCCUACCGAUUCAAUUUUUGACUGCCGAACAGCGAUUUCCAUUUGAUUGGAUCUCGCUUUAAGGGAUUCUGGAAUAAUAUCGCGAGGAAAUAGAACAUCAAACCAAUUAUUCUCAGAUCAAAGAAUACAUAAAGAUUCAUCUUUUACCGUUUGAGAUGACUGUUACGAAUGCUAGUUCAAUGUUUGUAAUUCUUUGUAUUCUUUAACCUUGAGGAAUCCUGUAUUCUGCUGCAAAGUUCAUUCCAAACCCAGUUUCUAACUCAAUCUUCCUUUCCUCCCUGCUCGCUCCUGAGUUCUCCCUGGACUCCCUUCUAGUCUCAAAUUGUUGGUAAAAUUGUCACCGCAACUGCAAAUCACUGGGCUGACAAACUUGUUUUUCCUCCAAACAAAAACCAGCGAUAAAAUAACAGCCACAACAAGUCAAGUCGGAGAAAUAAAAUUAGUGAGUAUUAUUUUUCGAGAGUGGGCCGAGAGACAAGUCAGCGGAAGUGUGUGGGUGGCGGCUGACUGUCGUCUCUGCCGAGGCUCGGGCUGUUUGCUGCCAGUGUCUUUGCUGUUUGAAUGGGAUUUGGCUUUGGCGCUUUUGUUUCUUUUCAGGUUUUUCUGUUGGGCAAAUUACUUUUUAAUGGAACGCUCACGUAGGCAGCUGCUCGGGCAAGCACCGGCACUCGAACAAUUAACCAAAUCGGAGACAAAACCCCUAUUUGUGAUGAUAUGUCUGGUCUCUGUGCUGACAGAGGCCAAUGAACUCAAGGAUCUGCUUGAGGAUACCACCACCGCAGCGGCUUCGAUCACCAGCACCAGCGUCCCCGCGCCAUCUACGAGCACCGCAACCACACCCACUGCCUAUGUGGUGUCGGCGGCUGCCGUGCCCGUAACCACCACCACCAUUACCGGGAAAUCCAAGUCCGCCGUGAAGUACUUCAACAAGAGUACGCCCAAGAAGAGGAAGGCCGAGCAGGUUUCCUCGCUGCCGCUGCCCGUGGACGAUGGCCUCAUGGAAUGGAAGUGUCCCACCAUAACGGGCUCCCGGAACGCGGAACUCGAGUGCGGCUGCGACUUGCCCCACACCCUGAGAUGCAACAUAGAUCUGCACGGACUACUGCUGCUGGCGGAUAGGCUGCGCACCUCCCCGUACUCCAUAUCGCUGCUUGACUGCUCCUUGCGCAACGUGACCUUUCUGAGCGACGCGAAGAUCUUCAACGGUGUCUCUCUGCAUGGCCUGGUCAUCUCCUCGGGGGAGAUCAAGCGAGUACACAAGUCCACCUUCUUGGGCAUUAAGGGCCCCCUGAAGGCCUUAGGGCUCCCCGGAAACGCUCUGCUUAGCGUGCCCUGGAACGCCUUGUCAACGCUGGGAGCCCUCAACCGCUUGGAUUUGGCCACCAACAAAAUUAAGGCCUUGGGAACGGCCGACUUUGUGGGCUUGACCAAUCUGGUCUACUUGGAGCUCAGUAACAAUCAGAUCUCGAGCAUAUCGCAGCGCACUUUCAGCAAUCUGAGGAAGUUGGAGGUGCUUAAAUUGGGCGGCAAUCGCCUGGGCGACUAUGCUCAGAGCCUGCGAUACUUGAGCCAGUGCCUGAGCUUGCGGCAACUCGACCUUACGGCCAACAAUCUGAAUGGUCCGCUCAGCGCGCAGACACUGGCUGGGAUGCGGAACCUGGAGAGCCUGAACCUCAAUCGGAACAUGAUCAAGAGCAUUCAGAACAAGGCGUUGGCCAACUUCUCUCGUCUCGUGAGCCUCUCGCUGCGCCACAAUCAAAUUGAUGUCCUCCAGGACCACGCCUUCUACGGACUGGGCGCUCUGGAUAGCUUGGAUCUGAGCUACAAUGGCAUUGUGGCCAUCUCCAGUUCCUCGCUGCAGCAUCUGAGUCGCUUGACAGUCUUGGACCUAACGCAUAACUUCCUGCGCGCCCUUACCUCGGAUCUGAUAGCUCCGCUGCCUUCGUUGAGGGAGCUGCGACUGGCCGGGAACGACAUCUCGAUUGUGGCUAGGAACGCCAUGGAUGGAGCUCGCGAGUUGCAGAGCCUCCAGAUGCAGGACAAUCCGCUCUCCUGCGACUGCAGCAUUCGUCCCUUCGCCGAGUGGCUGCAGGUAUCCCAGCUCCAUUCCAGCCUCACUGCCUCCUGUGUGACGCCGCCGCGCCUUGAGGGGGCUCCGCUGCUUCAGGUGCCCGUGGAGACGCUCAGCUGCGACAUGGACAAUGUGGAGAAGGACAAUGCCAACAUUAUGCAGCAUCUGGAGACCUUCGCGAAACCAAAUCAGACGUCGUCCAUCAGGGAUUUGUCAGAGGAGAUUAUUCUACACGAUCUGCACUAUUCGGCGGACUAUGGGCUGAUCCUUACCUGGCUGCUGAAUCUCAGCAAGAAGGAUUACAUGUGCGAUGCUAUCUUUGUCUACAAGGAGGAGAACAUUAAUGAGAUACUUAUCGACAACUCUCCGAUCCACUGCGAGAGCAAGGUGGUAAAUGGCCAGAACACGGUUAGCGUUAUCGUUCCCGACAGCUCCUCCCUGGACAUAGGAGAAAGCUACCGAUUCUGUCUGGUGAUGGUCCAAGAGCAGAAUCCCAAGCCGGACCUGAACAUUGGAUGCUCCAACAUCACACAGCUGCAGCUGAGCAGUCCGGGCUCCAUCCCCGUGUCGCGCCAGUACCAGCGACGCCCCUACUCCACGACCAACGAGCUGAAGCCCGACUCCCAUGAGCAGGAUGUCAGCGAGGACUAUCAGCACAACCAGCGCCAGUUCAACACCGUUGCGGGCAGCCAGCAGCAGCAGACGCAUCCUCAACAGCAGUCCACGCUGCUGCACAGCUACACUGUCAUAGAUUCCCUCAACAAGAGCUUCCUACCCGGCCUGGGUCUGGGCGUCCUGGUCACUUCCGUGCUCGUCCUCAUCUGGGGUACCACGCGUCUCCGGCAGUCGGGCGGUGUCAAAGGCAGCGGCAUCGGCGCGGACAGGAGCAAUGGCAGCGUCGGCAGCAACAGCAACAGCAUACAAAACAACAACAACAAUAGUCGACCGGGCACUCCGACGGCGACCACCUGCUAUGCCGCCUCAGAUCACAUAGCUCGCCUCGCCGACGCGGAGAGCGGAACACGCUACCUCAAGCUGCAGGCCACAACGAGCCUGUGAGGAGAGGAGGCAGCAGUCCCAGCACACCCACUCAAUAAAACAUGUGAUAGUACAGCAGAAACUGUACCGACUUGCGUAGUUGCAUAGGAUAGGCCGUAGCCCUAAGGACCCACUGCACUAAUCCAAAUACUUGGCCCAACACUAACCCACUCGUGCCAUAAGCUAAUCGAUACACAAUCCAGAACCCCAUGCAACUUGACAGCUCCGGUCCGAGUAAAAGUGGUAGUGCCAAUAUGUUACAAAAAAUGCAUUACAAAAAUUAAAUUCAACAAAGAAAUUAAUAUGUAAUGGUACUACCUACUAUUGUUUUUACCGCCACUGUGCAAGUAGCCCCCUAGCGCCCAUCUAGAAUUAGUGUUAGCUAAGGGUACGCCUCCUUAAAGUUAGGAACGGAACCAUAAGUCAUGACCCUCUUAGUCGUAAGGCUUUAAUAAUUUAUUAACCAAUUUCAAGGCACACAAAACCGAGCAUGCAAACCAUUGUGGAAAGAGAAAUAAAAGCCAAUUGCAAUCGAA
Messenger RNA from Drosophila miranda, 4296 nucleotides. Its product is annotated as protein slit. The transcript is spliced from 6 exons. NCBI's taxonomy places the organism in Eukaryota, Metazoa, Arthropoda, Insecta, Diptera, Drosophilidae. The record is from RefSeq and is a predicted model, not a curated record. The coding region runs from base 1277 to 3781 and encodes 834 amino acids. Gene Ontology annotation, molecular function: protein binding.